AUGGCUGCCAACAAUUAUUUGAAUGAUUGGAGUGUUUAUCGUGUAGCCCCUAAAAGGGAGGUUUUGGCGGCUAAGGCCAACUUUCCUGGGCAAACUGAACCAAAACCUAAGGGGCAUAUCCAUGCCAUCUCAUUGAGGGGCGAUAAUGAAUUGCACGAGCCUACAAAGAAGGUAACUGAGCAAAAGAAAAGUUCAGAGCAAGUUAUAGGGUUGAGUGAAGAAGAAGGGGAGAUGGUUUUUGAAGAUGAAGUUAAGAAGACUCAUAAAUUGGAACCCACUGUCAUUCCUAUUGAGCCAUACAAGCCACCUACUCAAAGAUUGGCGCAGGCGAAACUUGAAAAAAAGUAUGGGAAGUUCCUUGAUUUCUUGAAAACGCUGCACAUCAACAUUCCUUUCUCGGAUGUUAUUUCUGAGAUGCCUUCUUAUGAUGAAUUUUUGAAAGACAUGCUCUUUAACGAAAUAAAAAUUGAAGAGAAUAAACUCAACAUGGAUGAACUAAAACCCACACACAUCUCUCUCCAACCAGGUGACAGAACAAUAAAGUUUCCACUUGUUAGCCUUGAAGAUGUUCCUCUUUUAGUAGGUAAAUUCUUUAUUCCAUGUAACUUUGCUGUUAUGGAGAUGGAAGAAGAUGCACAUGUUCCAGUCAUCCUUUAA
Molecule: messenger RNA, 657 nt
Organism: Beta vulgaris subsp. vulgaris (sugar beet)
Lineage: Eukaryota; Viridiplantae; Streptophyta; Magnoliopsida; Caryophyllales; Amaranthaceae
Exons: 4
Coding region: 1-657 (218 amino acids)
Source: RefSeq, a predicted model, not a curated record